Molecule: messenger RNA, 3265 nt
Organism: Dermacentor andersoni
Lineage: Eukaryota; Metazoa; Arthropoda; Arachnida; Ixodida; Ixodidae
Product: beta-1,3-galactosyltransferase 4-like
Biological process (GO): protein O-linked glycosylation
Cellular component (GO): Golgi membrane
Molecular function (GO): hexosyltransferase activity
Source: RefSeq, a predicted model, not a curated record
UUUAGAAACCAGUUAACAUCCCCUAUGCUUCGCUUGAUUUGAUUGUGUGUUGCGGUUCAUGUGUUUAUUCCGCACUGAAUGUCGCACGCGACCGCUUCCGGAUUUUCCCAGCCGUGCCUGGCCCUGUGGGAAGGGAGGCACAUGAUGAUUCGCCUCAAAUUUGCUGUGUUCGGCAUGUGGACCCUGGCGGUCCUGUUCACUCUCAACUACGCCUUUCUGCGAAUGUGUGUCAGCGACAUGCGUUGGCACGCUCGGCAGCUUGACAUCAUCCCGCGUGUGGUGGGCACCCGCGGGUUCCCCGUGCUGCCGGGCGUCGCCUGCCCGCGAUACCUGGCUGUCGUCGUUUGCAGCGCCGUGGACAGGUUCGAACACCGGGCCGCGAUACGCGCCACAUGGGGCCGCGACGUCGGCGACGACAAGGGUUCGGGCGUGUUCUUCCUCGUCGGCAAGCCCGAUGCCACGCCUAGAGGUCAAGACAUCCAGAACAGGUUGAUCAACGAGAGUGCCCGCCACAAUGACGUCAUCCAGGCGGACUUCCGCGACACAUACCGCAACCUGACCAUCAAGACCCUGUUCCUGCUUAAAUGGGCCUACGUGAACUGCUCGAGCACCCGAUUCUUGCUGAAGGCGGACGACGACAUGUUCGUGAACGUGGAAAGGCUGAUAAGCUUCCUCAAGGCGUACGGUGGAAACCGGGCGCGGCCCUUCCUGGCAGGCAACGUGUUGCAGGGCCGGAAGACGGUGCGCCAAGCCGGGUCCAAGUGGUACCUACCACUGUCCGUGUACGAGCCGGACUGGCUGCCCUCGUACGUCUACGGCAGCGGCUACGUCAUGUCGCGCGAGGCAGUGCGGCCCCUCUUCACCGAGGCGCUGUCGACGCCCUUCCUCUACGUGGAGGACGUCUUCCUCACGGGCAUCGUGGCGCAGAAGGUGCGCGAGAUUCCUCAACAUUUAUUUAUUUAUUUAUUUAUUUGUUUAUUUAUUUAUUUAUUUAUUUAUUUAUUUAUUUGUUUGUUUGUUUGUUUGUUUGUUUGUUUGUUUGUUUGUUUGUUUGUUUGUUUGUUUGUUUGUUUGUUUGUUUGUUUGUUUGUUUGUUUGUUUGUUUGUUUGUUUGUUUAGAUCACCAUCAAGGCUCUGGACUCUGCCAUCUGGGUAGUAAGAAAAUCUAGGAAGAUGGCUGUUAUUAAAAAAAAUUUAGGACUACUUUCGUUUCUGAACCAAAGUAGGUUGCCGCAAUAGCUGCGACCGUUCAGUGCCACAGGAACAGUACAAGCAGUCACAAAUAUAUUUGCAUGUAAAGAGAGAGAGAGAGAGAACAAGAGGUGAAAGAGAGAGAGGUCAACCAGAUUAAUUGUCCUGUUGGCUACUCUGCACAGGGUGAUCGGGUGAGGGCAGAAAAGACGAGGAGAAAAGAAGACAAGAUAAAAAGUUAUUUGUCAGCACCCACUAUGGUCUUUUAUUCAUAAUGUAAAUGAGCAAUGAAAUGUGUGUUAGCGCGUUAAAUCUGUUUAUUAGAUCUAAAUCGCUUGAGCAAUUAGCCCGGUCCCAGCGUCCCUUUCUCGUUUUGAUGGUCCUAGUGGAUUGUCAGCCAUAGGCUAUAUCUAGUGGUGCAACCUAGAGCGCUCUGUUGAAUUCCUUGCUGUCGAUGCAGCCAUCGCUCCUGACGGAGGCAUGCGGGAUUGUCACACACCUCACUGAAGCAGAAAAUUUAGCCACGAGAAUCUCAGACAUGCAUAUGAUGCGGUAAGGAUUCGUUAAAUAUUUAUAAACUGGUUUGACGCGUCCGAGCGUUGAUUCCGGCUCUAGGUCAGCAUGUAUGCUGGUGUAUGCUGCCUGAUGUAACGUCAAUCAAAGGCAUCGGCUAGUGCCUGUCGACUCAAAGUAUAGCUGUUUUUCAGCAACUGAACAGUGGCACACCCCACGGUGUCUCACCGUGUUUCUUUUUCUUUCUUUCUUUUUUAUUAGCGGUGACACAUGGCACCUCCGUUCUUCUGUAGUGACGUUGCGAGCUGCCUGUGUGUGGUCGUAAAUUAUGCAUUCACCAUUAGCUAUAGAAAACGAAUUUGGAGAAGAGCACCGAAAUAACGAAUGCACUUGCUGCCGAGGUGAGAUGAAGCGUAGCGAAAGUUUGCAACGCCAUUCACACACCGUCAAGGGUGCAACCGGGUUGGAGACGGCGACGAGGUCGGCCUGAAGCGGGCCAAAUGCCGCCACGUCAGGAAAUGACGUGAUUUCCUUUGUAUCCGGAAGUCUGCGUUCAUUGCCACUGUGGAAUCGGGAGACAAUUGCAAGACAAUGUCGCAAGACAACGCUUAGCGAGACCCAACCACGCAGCGUUCUCCGAUCUGAACUGCCACUCAGUCUCAGAUGUGUGAGUGCGCGUACGUGUGCGCGCCUGUGUGUGUUUGAGAGAGAGAGAGAGGACGAGAAAAUCCUGACUGACAUGAACUGCGUCGCUGAAGCCUAUUUUAGAUUCAUUAAUUCAUUAUUCAUUCACCGUGAGAAUCUCAUAGCAGAGCUCCGAACAGAGAGCGAGUGUCUUCUUGCAGAACAUGGUCCAACCAACACAAUAGAAAUCAGUGAUAUCAUCUCCAUGAACCCAGAAAUUUUGCUGCUGUUAGAAGAUGUCUACUUCAGCAAAGAAUACAAGCGCUGCAUAGCUACACGGCGUUGAAGCAGGCGAGCAAACGACAUUCAAGUUCACUCUCAGAAGUUUUAUCAGAAAACUCUCCGCGAGGUCCAGAAAAAACUUCCGGUCUCUGGCCCAUUUUCUUUAACGCGGUCAAGUUCAUACCGCGAGCCUAUAUUUUCCGUGCGGAGGCCAUGCAGAGUGGAGAUGCAAGCGCUGUACAGACUACAGAAGCGUUAUGCUAAUCUUCUGACGGAUCCUGUAAAAAUUGAACAGGAGUAGAAAACUCUCCCUUCCAACGUUAUUUGCCACGUGAAAGACAGCCUAGAAAAAAGGUCUAUCGCGUCAUUCUGGGCCAGAAAUGGGAGAGAUAAAAACAUAUCAGGGCACGCAAGAAUUCGAGCAUAUAUCGGAAUCGACUCAGCUCAGAUUAUCUUUGCCACGCGCUUACGCAGAUACUGAAAAGAUCUGCUCUAGUAUGGCUGAUGUCAAAACAAACAAGCCCAGUACAAUUGGAGUUAAAAACCGGAACACCGUCCUCGCAAUGAAAUAAGCCUUAGCAGCGACUAGCCGGAACUGUGUAAAUAUGCACGUCGAAGGGCAUAAUGGACUACAUCGAAAGGAAAUGUACUGAAC